Camelina sativa (false flax) is the source of this 1080-nucleotide messenger RNA. RefSeq names its product protein THYLAKOID ASSEMBLY 8, chloroplastic. Gene Ontology annotation, molecular function: RNA binding; protein binding. The record is from RefSeq and is a predicted model, not a curated record. Gene Ontology annotation, biological process: Group II intron splicing; chloroplast organization. Lineage: Eukaryota; Viridiplantae; Streptophyta; Magnoliopsida; Brassicales; Brassicaceae.
UUUGUCACCCACACCACUCGAGAGGAAGACGGAGAGAGUAACGGCGAAUAUGGAAGGGAUUGGGCUGCGAAGUUGCGGCGAGGAGAUUCUCCGUCUCGGGUCUAGUUUACGCGGUGGUAACGGCGUCAGGUUUCCGGUUCUUCGGCGAGCUAUGGUGAUAAAGAUGAGAGACCGUGGCAAGAACAGGAAACCAUUGCAGAGAGGUCGAAUGCUCAGUAUCGAAGCGAUUCAAGCGGUUCAAGCUUUAAAGCGAGCUAAUCCUCCUCCUCCUCCUCCUCCUUCUUCUCCCAUGUCUUCUUCCAAAUUCCGUCGGCUCUUGAAAUUCGAUAUGGUCGCCGUUCUCAGAGAGCUAUUACGCCAAAGCGAGUGCUCUCUAGCUCUCAAGGUAUUUGAAGAGAUUCGAAAAGAGAAUUGGUACAAGCCUCAGGUGAGAUUGUACUCAGAUAUGAUCGCUGUAAUGGCGGAUAAUAUUUUGAUCGAAGAGGUUAGCUAUCUUUACUAUGCAAUGAAAUCAGAAAAGGGUUUAAUGGCUGACAUUGAAGGCUUCAACACUCUCUUGACGACACUUUUGAAUCAUAAGCUGUUUGAUCUUGUCAUGGAUUGCUAUGCCUUUAUGCAGUCAAUUGGGUAUGAGCCUGAUAGGUCUUCCUUUAGGAUUUUGGUCUUAGGUCUCGAAUCGAAUGGUGAAAUGGGUUUAUCUGCUAUUGUUAGACAAGAUGCUCAUGAGUAUUACGGUGAAUCACUUGAGUUUGUCGAAGAAGAUGAAGAAGUAUCUAGUGGGACUGGUGGUGUGUUGAUCUAAAUGAUGGAGUAGGAAAGUUGAGAGAUUGGAGAUCUUUAUGAUAGAGCUUGAUGUUUGAUCAUACUGUAUACUAAUAAUAUCUUCCAAGUAGGAGCCGAUUAGAUGAUGCGUGGAUUUUUGUAUCUAAGGUUAGCCGAACCAUAUCAUGUAGGCUUUGUGUGUUGUAACAUUGGAAUGUUACCACCGAGUACGCGUUUUUUGGAUUGCAUCAGAGAAGAUACGAAACUUGAAUCUGUUCCACAGUCACUCAAGUCUAUGGUAAACAACAAUAAUAGCUA